AAGUCUGUUAUACUUGUGUGGGUUCCAAUUUAAUAUGGAAAGGAUGAAUGCCAUUAUGAUAAUUUUACUGGUGAUUUUAGUGUUUGAAGGUAAUUAUUAUGAAAGAGCGUUUUCCACUACUGUAACAUAUGAUAGCAAGGCACUGGUUAUUGAUGGAACGAGGAGAAUUUUGCAGUCAGGGUCUGUGCAUUAUCCGCGAACCACGCCUGAUGUGUGGCCAGAAAUCAUUAGAAAGGCGAAGGAAGGAGGAUUGGACGUGAUUGAGACUUAUGUCUUUUGGAAUUAUCAUGAGCCUGUCAGAGGAGAGUACUAUUUUGAAGGCAGGUUUGACCUUGUAAGGUUCGUGAAGACAGUUAAGGAUGCUGACCUCUUUGUGCAUCUGAGAAUAGGUCCCUACGCUUGUGCAGAAUGGAACUAUGGGGGAUUCCCAGUCUGGUUGCACUUUAUUCCUGGAAUACAGUUUCGAACCACAAAUGACCUUUUCAAGAAUGAAAUGAAGCAUUUUCUUGCAAAGAUAGUUAACUUGAUGAAGGAUGAGAAUCUGUUUGCAUCACAAGGAGGACCAAUCAUUCUUUCACAGGUUGCUUCUUCUUAUGUACAUGGCAGUCUACUAUGGAAAUUUUCUCACCAAACGCUUAAAAUAUUGCAAGCUGCAGUAAUUUGUGUGGUAGUGACUAUAAUUAUGUUGUUUGAAGGUAAUUAUUAUGAAAGAGCGUUUUCCACUACUGUAACAUAUGAUAGCAAGGCACUGGUUAUUGAUGGAACGAGGAGAAUUUUGCAGUCAGGGUCUGUGCAUUAUCCGCGAACCACGCCUGAUGUGUGGCCAGAAAUCAUUAGAAAGGCGAAGGAAGGAGGAUUGGACGUGAUUGAGACUUAUGUCUUUUGGAAUUAUCAUGAGCCUGUCAGAGGAGAGUACUAUUUUGAAGGCAGGUUUGACCUUGUAAGGUUCGUGAAGACAGUGCAGGAUGCUGACCUCUUUGUGCAUCUGAGAAUAGGUCCCUACGCUUGUGCAGAAUGGAACUACGGAACUGCUAUCAAUCCUUUUCAAGCUUGUUUGAGGUAUUAUGUAGGUUUUAUCAGGCAACUGAAGUGGGGCCACCUGCGUGACCUACAUUUAGCAAUUAAGCAGUGUGAAGAAUAUUUAGUGAAUUCCAAUCCAAUUCAAAUUUCCCUUGGUGUGAAUCUUGAGGCACAUGUGUACUAUAGAUCCUCCAAUGACUGUGCAGCCUUUCUUGCUAAUUAUGGUAGCACUUCGGACGGUACUGUCAAAUUCAAUGGAAAUUCAUACUUCCUUCCUGCAUGGUCUGUCAGCAUUCUUCCUGAUUGUAAGAAUGUUAUAUUCAACACGGCAAAGGUUGCUUCACAAAAAACUAGUGGUGAUGAUGUUUUCACUCACAUUACUAUGCUUGAGUCUUCACUAGCAUCAUCAGCUUGGAGUUGGCAUAAAGAAAAAGUGGGCAUUUGGGGAAAUAACUCAUUUGAGGCAUCGCGUUUACUGGAGCAGAUAAAUACGACAAAAGAUACAACUGAUUUUCUAUGGUACUCAACAAGCAUAAAUGUGGAUGAGAAAAUCAAGCAAAAUCAAACAAAAGAAUUAGGCUUGCUUAUUGGGAGUUUGGGACAUGCAGCUCUUGUUUUUGUAAACAAAAGACUAGUAGGAUUUGGCUAUGGUAAUCAUGAUGAUGCCAGCUUUGUGCUCGCGGAAAAAAUUAGCCUUCACAGUGGAAGUAAUACAUUGGAUGUGCUGAGUAUGAUGAUUGGUUUACAGAAUUAUGGACCAUGGUUUGAUAUCCAAGGGGCAGGAAUAUAUUCCGUUAUACUCACCCAUUUGAAGAAUUCCAAGGAGGAUCUUUCUUCUGCACAGUGGACUUAUCAGGUGGGUCUUGAAGGGGAAUUUAUUGGACUUGAUAACAUAUCUCUUGCAAAUAGUUCAGUAUGGACUCAGGGGAGUGNAAAAAAAUGUUCCUAUUAA
Olea europaea var. sylvestris is the source of this 1972-nucleotide messenger RNA. Its product is annotated as beta-galactosidase 8-like. Lineage: Eukaryota; Viridiplantae; Streptophyta; Magnoliopsida; Lamiales; Oleaceae. The record is from RefSeq and is a predicted model, not a curated record. Gene Ontology annotation, biological process: carbohydrate metabolic process. Gene Ontology annotation, cellular component: vacuole; cell wall. The transcript is spliced from 15 exons. Gene Ontology annotation, molecular function: beta-galactosidase activity. The coding region runs from base 35 to 1972 and encodes 645 amino acids.